Messenger RNA from Prorocentrum cordatum, 820 nucleotides. The record is from the annotation of a GenBank genome assembly. Lineage: Eukaryota; Dinophyceae; Prorocentrales; Prorocentraceae.
UGUCACCUUCCCUCUUGAGCGGGAUCGACGCCACGCACGCUGGUGCACAUGGGUGACUCGCGGCGGGAUGCGGUGAUCGACUCGCGGCGGGACGCGGCGACCGCGGCGCUGGUGAUCGACUCGCAGCGGGAUGCGGACCUCGGCGCGCUGGUGUCCAGCGCGCGAAGGGUACCCAAGGCCACGGAGGCGCUGGCUGCAGCGCCACACUUUGCCGAGAAGGAGGGCUGGCAGCUGUGCUUCACAGACGGCAGCUGCCUCAGCUUCUCCAGGGCCCACUCCGCGCUGGGCCUGCUCUACACGCCCCUGGAGAGCGAGGAGCGGCGCGUGAAGACGCUGGGCCUGGUCUUCGUGGAGGAGAGCAGCGAUGCUGGCAGCGUGAGGGGCUGGCACGUGCCCCCCGGCUGGGCCUACAAGUCUUACUAGUGACGUGACUCGCGCAGCCUGCAAGGUAUCACUGACGAGUGCCUCGCACUGGGAGGUUCACGGAGAAGCAGGGACGGGGGGACCUUGUCUUAUUCCGUGACAUUGUUCCCCAGCCAACGCGACUGGUUUGCUUGCCAAUUCGAGCGUCCACCGUACGUGGAGCGCUUGCGCCUGUUUUCUUUUUGAAAGCAGCAGGGUGCGGUCGGGAUCAGCAGACGAGCCUACGAGGAGGAGGAGGAGGAGCGCAACGUGGGGUGCACGAGGCAUUGGUGGCCGGCGCUGCCAGGCAUCGGCUUCGCCUCCCGGGUCUCACCUCACCGCCCACGCCGCUCGGCCCCACUGGCCCGACAACUCGGCGCCCGGAGCGCCGCGUGCGCACUUGCGAGCGAGAAGGCAG